Molecule: messenger RNA, 1511 nt
Organism: Mauremys reevesii (Reeves's turtle)
Lineage: Eukaryota; Metazoa; Chordata; Testudines; Geoemydidae
Gene: PARVB
Product: parvin beta
Exons: 13
Coding region: 368-1465 (365 amino acids)
Biological process (GO): actin cytoskeleton organization; establishment or maintenance of cell polarity; lamellipodium assembly
Cellular component (GO): focal adhesion; actin cytoskeleton; lamellipodium
Molecular function (GO): actin binding
Source: RefSeq, a predicted model, not a curated record
CAGCAGGAUUUCACUUCUCCAGGGCUCAUCCCACAAGCAGCCGGGCUGCUCCCGGGCAGGGUAGGGGUGGCGGCACCGGCAGGAGGGAGGGAGCCCGCUGCCUGCCGUGCUGGGCGGGCCGCCCCUGAGGGGGCUUCCCUGGACUUCCACGCCAGGGCAGGGCGCUGUGACAGGCUGGAAAGCGGCCGAUCCCUGCAGCUCCCAGCCCCAGCCCGCCCCUUUCCCGGCGUGUGGGGCUCACACACACACACACACACACACCCCGCCCGGCCCUCCCCUGCGCUGCUUCCCCCGCCGCUCCUGCCCCGUGGCUCUCCCAGCCCGCUACCGCCUCCUGCCCCGCGGCCCAUCCCCCGGGACGAGCCCAAUGUCUUCUGCUCCUCUCCGCUCGCCCACCCUGCGGCCCCACAGGAUGAAGAAGGACGAGUCUUUCCUGGGCAAGCUAGGCGGGACCCUGGCGAGGAAGAAGAAAGCGAAGGAGGUGAGCGACCUGCAGGAAGAGGGCAAAAAUGCUAUCAACGCGCCAAUGUCUCCCGCCACCAUUGAUAUCCACCCUGAAGAUACCCUAUUAGAGGAAAAUGAGGAACGUACCAUGAUCGAUCCCAACUCCAAAGAAGACUCCAAGUUCAAAGAACUAAUCAAGGUUCUAAUUGACUGGAUUAACGAUGUCCUGGUGGAAGAGAGAAUCAUCGUUAAGCAGCUUGAAGAGGACCUUUAUGAUGGGCAAGUGCUGCAGAAGCUUUUGGAAAAGCUGGCUGACCGUAAACUGAAUGUGGCAGAAGUGACGCAGUCUGAAAUUGGACAGAAACAAAAGCUGCAGACAGUUCUGGAAGCUGUCCAUGAUUUACUCCGACCCCAUGGCUGGACAAUCAAGUGGAAUGUCGACUCAAUCCAUGGCAAGAACCUAAUUUCCAUUCUCCACCUUCUGGUAGCUUUGGCCAUGCAUUUCCGGGCUCCCAUUCGACUUCCUGAGCACGUUUCUGUGCAAGUGGUAGUUGUAAGGAAACGGGAAGGCCUUCUCCAGACGGCUCACGUUACAGAGGAGCUCACGACCACAACAGAGAUGAUGAUGGGAAGAUUUGAACGAGAUGCCUUUGACACCCUCUUUGACCAUGCACCAGAUAAACUCAGCGUAGUGAAAAAGUCUCUGAUCACCUUCGUGAACAAACACCUAAAUAAGCUGAAUUUGGAAGUGACAGAAUUAGAAACACAGUUUGCAGAUGGCGUCUAUUUGGUAUUGCUCAUGGGUCUGCUUGAAGACUAUUUUGUUCCACUCCACAACUUUUAUUUAACGCCUGAAAGUUUUGAUCAGAAGGUCCAUAAUGUUUCCUUCGCUUUUGAGUUGAUGCAAGAUGGAGGGCUCAAGAAACCAAAGGCUCGUCCUGAAGAUGUUGUUAACUUGGAUCUGAAGUCUACCCUCAGGGUUUUGUACAACCUGUUCACAAAGUACAAGAAUGUUGAGUGAUCCUGGAAGCUGCUGAGAUGUUAAUCCUCACAACCUUCUUAGGGGG